AUGCUCCUCGUUCCAGUUUGCUGAAUUGAAAAGAAAGAAAUUUCUUGUAACCCGAAUAAACCAACAGAUAACAAGAUAAAAGUUCUUUGCUUUUCUAGCAGAUGACGAGAAUCAAAGAGCUCUUUGCUUUUCUUGUCGUCGAUGAGGUUUAGCAUUUUGGGUGGUAAAACUUUCAUGAAGCUGGCAUCACUUUAAGUUCAAGUGACAAAAAUUAAUGCCGAGCUUCGGCGGCAUAGGAAAUUCCGUUCAGACUUCGGGCAACGGUAUCAACAACGAUGGAGCCAAUAACUUUGGAACUGGUUCUGGAAGCCCAAACUAUGUCAAAGGUUCUGGAUCUAACCACGUCACUGGUGCAGAGGAGAAGAGAUCCCGGGGAAAGAGAGGGUAUGGCCUCUGGAAAAAAUAAGACCUCGCCUUACACUUUAUUUAGAUCGAGGAAAGUUAAAGGGGAAAGAGAGGAGAGAGAGGAGAAGAAAAAACCUUCUUCUAUCUGCAUAAAAAAUUUUAAUAGAGGGGAAGAGAUGGAGGAAAACAAAAUUUCCUCGUUUUAUUUGUUUUCAAUCCCUUUCAUUUGGAAAGAUUUGAAUAGAUUAUGUUAUUUAAU
Molecule: messenger RNA, 604 nt
Organism: Rubroshorea leprosula
Lineage: Eukaryota; Viridiplantae; Streptophyta; Magnoliopsida; Malvales; Dipterocarpaceae
Source: the annotation of a GenBank genome assembly